This is a messenger RNA of Cinara cedri, 480 nucleotides long. Lineage: Eukaryota; Metazoa; Arthropoda; Insecta; Hemiptera; Aphididae. The record is from the annotation of a GenBank genome assembly.
AUGGCUGACCUAAGUUCAUAUAGAGAUCAACAUUUCAAAGGUUCUCGAUCAGAACUUGAUAAACUUUUGCGUUUGUCGACCACUAUGUAUGUGGGCAAUUUGGCAUUCUAUACAACAGAAGGACAAAUAUAUGAGUUAUUUUCAAAAUGUGGUGAUAUCAAACGAAUCGUUAUGGGCUUAGACAAGUUUAAAAAGACACCUUGUGGCUUUUGCUUUAUUGAAUAUUAUACAAGAGAAGAUGCAGAGAAUUGCAUGCGAUAUGUAAAUGGUACUCGACUUGAUGACCGAAUUAUACGUACAGAUUGGGAUGCUGGGUUCGUGGAAGGCAGACAAUAUGGACGUGGAAAAACAGGUGGACAAGUCCGUGAUGAAUACAGAACUGAUUACGAUAUUGGACGAGGUGGAUAUGGCAAAAAUGCUCAACCCAAAGCCGACAUGAUUAUAUUUGGAAGAAAUAAAGACGCUCUCCCAAUGGAAUAA